AUGGGCUUUCGCCAAAACCAGAGGGCGUUGACGCACCUGCGCAGCAGCAGACAAGCAGCAGCAGCAGCAGCAGCAGAUGAAGCGGCUAGGAGGGCGCCUCGCUGCCCUUUCUCGCGGUCCCUCAUGUGCUGCUGCUCCCCUGCCGCAGCAGCAGCAGCAGCAGCAGCGACGGCAACAGCGCUAGCGGUGGCAGCAGAAGCGUUGCAGUGUGCGGCCAUUUUGCCUUUGCUACUGCAAGAGCAGCAGCAGCAGCAACAGCGCGAGAACAGCAAGAGCAGCAGCAGCAGCAGCGCGAACAGAGCAGCAGCUCAAACCCAACAGCAGCAGCAUCGGCCCACGCGCAGCAGCAGCAGCAGCAGCAGCGGGGCCUUCCGGAGCAGCAGCUCCGGAUUUAAAGGCGCAGCGAGGCAGCAGCAGGCUUUGCUGCAGCCCCGAAGCAGCGCAGCAAAUUACCUGAUGGAGUGCCUUAGCUGCUCCUGCUGCUGCACUUCGUGCUGCGAGCCGCAGCCAAUUCCAUGA
Messenger RNA from Eimeria tenella, 519 nucleotides. RefSeq lists its product as uncharacterized. Bases 1 to 519 code for a protein of 172 amino acids. The record is from RefSeq and is a predicted model, not a curated record. The transcript has 2 exons. NCBI's taxonomy places the organism in Eukaryota, Apicomplexa, Conoidasida, Eucoccidiorida, Eimeriidae.